AUGUCUGCGUGCAGUAGUGGUUUCAUGGCAGUGCUCUAUAGCAUAUUAUUAAUUUUCUUCACAAAAUGUGCAAAAAAUCAAGAAAUGCUGGAAGACGCUCGCUGCAACCAUUAUCCAGACCGUGGCACAUGUGAAGAUCGCGGUUUCGCGCCUAAAUGGUACUACGACCGUUAUGCACAUCGAUGCAAGCAGUUCUACUACGGAGGCUGCGAAGGAAACGAUAACCGUUUUGAUACGCUUGAAGGUAAACCCUUUCAGCUCUCAGUUAUAUCGUUAUAG
Gongylonema pulchrum is the source of this 279-nucleotide messenger RNA. Lineage: Eukaryota; Metazoa; Nematoda; Chromadorea; Rhabditida; Gongylonematidae. The record is from the annotation of a GenBank genome assembly.